AUGGAAGUAACUUUGAUGCAAACUGCUACCAGUCAAACUUCUCCUUACAGUGACUUCCAGACUAGCACUGAACGGUACAUCUACAUCGCUCUUCUGGGACUAAACAUCAUUCUAAACCUUACGCUCAAUACGUUAGGUCUGCUUGUACUGCAUCGGGUACACACCAUCCAAGCAACGGGAAAAGUCUUUCUCCGCUCUCUGACCAUCUCGGACAUCGGCAUUGCUCUGUUUUACGCCCUACCCAGCCUGGUAAGAGCAUUACGACCGCAGAUCACAACCGGGAGAGCCUCAUGUAGCUUCAAAGUCGCUAGCGGAAUGUUGCUCUUUCACGUGAACAUUCUCUCUGUCCUCAUACUGACUGUUGAUCGCUAUGUGAGCAUCGUGCACUGUCUACGCUAUCCUAGCAUCAUGACGGUGCCCAGAGCAAGGACUCUGGUGUGCGUCCUAUGGGCUCUUUCUAUCAAACGCAUCGCGCAGCAGGAGUUCCCGUCGGCCAACCCGGCUCUCAGGAUGAGGUUCAAGGCAAAGUCAUUGCUGACCUUCUGCAUCAUCGUGCUCUCGCUCGCCGUCUGCUGGCUGCCGGAGGUCAUCGCCCUCAUGGUUGCGAAGACGACGCGCAGGAAGAACGACAUCCUGCGGUGGACGUUUGUGCUGCAGAACGCAAGCUGCUGGCUCAACAUGGUCAUAUAUUACCUCAGGAAUAAAGAUUUCAGGCAGACUGCUCAUGGGAUUUUCACUACGUGGCUUGGAUCGUGUAAAUAUUGUAAGAGUACUGACGUUAGAUUCGAGCACUGA
Asterias rubens (European starfish) is the source of this 795-nucleotide messenger RNA. Its product is annotated as adenosine receptor A2b-like. The transcript is spliced from 2 exons. Bases 1 to 795 code for a protein of 264 amino acids. Lineage: Eukaryota; Metazoa; Echinodermata; Asteroidea; Forcipulatida; Asteriidae. Gene Ontology annotation, cellular component: membrane. The record is from RefSeq and is a predicted model, not a curated record. Gene Ontology annotation, molecular function: G protein-coupled receptor activity. Gene Ontology annotation, biological process: G protein-coupled receptor signaling pathway.